GACUAUAAAGAGUUAAGAAGAAUUGAAUCAUCCAUCCAUACUCAGAUUUUUUUAAAGCAUACGUACGGCUGACGUCACGCCUUUUAACCUAAUGUAUAAAGACAAGCGCAUCGUGGUUAGAGUCUUGAGUGGACAAAGAUGAGCACACACCGCACGGUGUAGUUAAAUUUUAAUGACAGCCCGCUCUACGUGGAAUACCAUCGAAGAAGAGUGCAGAAAGGCGUAGAAGAAGAGUUGCACCGAAGCGGCAUGGCGGCUGACAGUUUGUAAUGAGCCAGCGAAAGCGUCACAGAUUCCCGCAAGUUAAAAAAAUAUCUCGUUUGUACCCCGUCUGUGGAUAUAACUACACCGCCAAAAUGCUGAUCACUUUGAAAACUUUGCAACAGCAGACGUUCAAAAUCGACAUUGACGAGGAGGAGACGGUAACAGCAUUAAAGAAGAGGAUUGAACAAGAGAAGGGCAAGGACAAUUUUCCUGUUGCAGGGCAAAAACUCAUCUAUGCUGGUAAAAUCCUGAGCGAUGAUUCCAUCCUCAAAGAAUACAAAAUUGAUGAGAUGAAUUUUGUGGUCGUCAUGGUGACAAAGCCUAAAAAGGCCGCUCCAUCUCAGCCGACGCCAGCCACGUCGACAGCAAGCACAGCGCCUUCUCCAACGCCAUCAUCCACUCCGCACAACCCAACGACACGACUUCCAGCGGACGGUCAACCAGAAGCGAGGCGACCUGCUGCGACUCCUGCUAACCCGGCUCCUCCCCCAAGGGGUGUCUGGGAGAAUUUUGGGAACCUUAUGGACGAGGCAGGUUCAAAUGUUGUGACUGGCGCGUCGUACGACGCCAUGGUGACAGAGAUGAUGCUAAUGGGCUAUGAGAGAGAGCAGGUUGUGGAGGCGCUAAGAGCCAGCUUCAACAAUCCCGACCGAGCCGUGGAGUACCUGCUCUCGGGUAUUCCAGGCAGGGACCUGGUCCAGGCUAGGGGAUCUGAAACUGGGUUGAGUGGACCUCCUGCUGGACCCACGGGAGAUAUACAUGAACCAGAUAGCGUGGGUGCCUCCCAGGGUACAGAUAAUCCGCUGAAUUUCUUGAGGAAUCAGCCUCAGUUCCACAUGAUGCGGCACCUGAUCCAGCAGAAUGCCUCACUGCUUCCCGCUCUCCUGCAAGAGAUCGGAAGGGAAAAUCCAGAGCUCCUGCAGGAGAUCAGCAACCACCAGGAGCACUUCAUUCAGAUGCUAAACGAGCCUCUUCCCGAGUCGCCUGGGCCCAUGACAGACGAUUCUGGGGGCUCUGGAGGGGCGCAGAGCAACUCGCAAAGUGGCAGCAAUAUGAGCUACAUUCAGGUCACACCCCAGGAGAAGGAAGCCAUUGAAAGGAAGCACGGCACUGAUGACCGUCAAUCGCUUGUCUGGGGAACGGGUGCCGACGGGAUCUUUGCGAUUGCGAACCGCCAAAUGUCUGCUCGCAGCUUGAAGUUUCAUGUUAAAAGCGUUAGGCUUUCCGGAGGGACUGGUCAUACAAGCUUACUUCGCGUGUGAGAAGAACGAGAACUUGGCUGCCAACUUCCUUUUACAGCAGAACUUUGAUGACGAUUGAGAGAUGAUCUGACUUUCACUUUUUUUUUCUUAAAUUUGAUUGGCACUAUUGAGUACAAAUAUACAUUCCAUUUGCAUCCCUAACUCCUGAAAAAUGAAUUUAUUUACCACUCUGUUGAUUAAUAAUCUUUUUUUAUUUUUCCAAAUACAGUAAUGAUUUUUUUUUCUAUAUAAAGGAAAAUCAAUAUGGUUUAAAACGGCUGUAUAAUUUACACAUACCAUCUUUUUUUUCUAAUUCUUAAUUUUUGUGUUAAUAACCAUGAGACCCCCACCCCUCUCACACAUGCACACACAAACCUAAGCAUGUGAACCAGCUGGGUCUAUGUGCUUUAUACACAUAUUAAUCUGAAAUAAAUGCCAUGUGUUCUACUG
Molecule: messenger RNA, 1955 nt
Organism: Syngnathoides biaculeatus (alligator pipefish)
Lineage: Eukaryota; Metazoa; Chordata; Actinopteri; Syngnathiformes; Syngnathidae
Gene: rad23b
Product: RAD23 homolog B, nucleotide excision repair protein
Exons: 13
Coding region: 270-1526 (418 amino acids)
Biological process (GO): nucleotide-excision repair; proteasome-mediated ubiquitin-dependent protein catabolic process
Cellular component (GO): cytosol; nucleoplasm
Molecular function (GO): polyubiquitin modification-dependent protein binding; proteasome binding; damaged DNA binding
Source: RefSeq, a predicted model, not a curated record